AUGUCCGACGCCACCACUUCAACUGUAACUCUUCCACCACAGCCCCUGGACGGGCCCAACAAUCAUGGACCUCUUAUAAAUGUUCUUACUUGGUUUCUUGUCAUAGUCAGCUUUCUCACGGUGUCAACACGGAUUGCAACGAAAUGGCUGGUCUCAAAGAAAGUCAACAUUGAUGAUGCCAUGAUUUCGGCAUCUCUUUUGUUAAGCAUCGGUCAAGUGGUGGCAAUUGGCAUUUCGGUGCUCAAUGGGGUUGGGAAGCACAUCCAUGAGCUAUCUGCCCAGCAGAUCGUGCUCUUUCAAAAGGCCGUUUAUACCGCAAACAUACUCUGGUUAUUGAGCCAGACGUUUUCAAAGCUCUCUGUAGUCAUAUUUAUUCGAGUCAUUUCGCCAGCAACUUAUAACGCAAAAGCGACACUAGGCCUUAUUGGUAUCAUUACUCUUUGGGCCUCCUCGUCGCUUAUAGUACUGGUUUUUCAAUGUCAGUUGCCGAAUGUAUGGGAUACGAUUCGGAAUCAGUGUAUUGAUCGAGAUAUGUUUUGGGCAUACAGCAACUCAGUCAACAUAAUCAUCGAUCUUUUACUUAUAGGGCUUCCCUGGACAGUUGUCUGGAAUCUUCAGCUACCUAUGCGGCGUAAGGUCGUUGUCGUUGGUUGCUUCGCCACCAGAGCUUUUACAAUAGGUGCGAUUAUUUUCCAAAUGAUCAUGCUCAGCAUAACCAAAAACACAAAAGAUGUUUCAUACGAUCAAUGGCUUAUCCAAAUUGCUAUGGCUUUAGCACAAACACUGGCAAUAGUAACAGCCUGUGUGCCUUACUUGAAGCCGUUCAUGGAUGGGUUGGAGAGCGGCAUGAUUAGAAGCGACGAUCUGCUUCGGCGAACUGAACCCCCAGGGAAAUCUGGCGGAUCAUACGGGAAAGAUCGAAAGUCUCCAAUGAAUUCAGCAAUCAGCAAAAGGCUGUCGAAGAUAUCGGCGCCAAUACGACCCGUGAGACCGUCUCCACACGAGAUGGGUCCUAUCAAGAAUGCAACCAUCAACACAAUAUCAGUCGGGGUAAAUCCAUACGACGAACGAGACUGGGACGUGGGUAGUGAUUCCAGUCAAACCAAGAUAAUCAAGCAGACUAGGUCUUGGGGUGUCGUGAGUUCAGAUGCGACGGAGGUGGGGAUUUCCGACCAUGAAAGCCGGUUUCCAGAAGAGGAAACGAUAGAGAGGAACAGAGGUCACCUAAUGCUGGGGUCGUUCUCGACAUAUACGACUAGUGUUCCAAGCGAACUGGAUCACAGCAUCAUCUACGACAUCAAGGUCCUUGAUUGGUUCAACCCACAAAUCAUAUCUCGUCCCAAGCUAUCGCCUGCAUUGGAUUAG
Molecule: messenger RNA, 1365 nt
Organism: Glarea lozoyensis ATCC 20868
Lineage: Eukaryota; Fungi; Ascomycota; Leotiomycetes; Helotiales; Helotiaceae
Exons: 5
Coding region: 1-1365 (454 amino acids)
Source: RefSeq, a predicted model, not a curated record